GUUCCGCAGACGGCUGGAACUGUUUUCUGACCGGAAGAGCUUGAUCAUGAGUCAAGAAACGCAAGAGACAACCCAGUUUAGACAGCCACGCAGCUGUUGAUCGGCACUGCUGCGAUCUGCAGUAAUUUGCCGAAACAGCAAGAAUGUACCAGUUGGGGUUUGUUUAGAGGCGAGCGCAAGACGUAGAACUGGAUUCUGUGGCGCUAGGAGAUGCUUAAUUUUUCCUUCUUUUGUGUAACACAUUAUUGUUGGCAAGUUUUGUACAAGCAAUACAAGGCAAAAUGGCCCCUUCUGCUGUUGCAUAAGAUACUCUGAUUGUUUUAUGGAAGCUUUGCCUGGAUAUUCUUGGAGCUUUGCGCAAACAGCGUUGCUAAUUCAGAAAUCUUUCGCAAUAUGGCUGCAAAAACGUCAUCCUACAGAAGUUAUUCAAAUGCUAUUGCUGAAUACACCGCAACUGUAGAGCGCCUGCGGUCACGUCGGAGUUCCAUUCAGGAUUCUCCCGAAACGGCCCGUCGCGACAGUCUGCGGUCAUCCAGUCUUGCGCCGCGCAACAGUAUAAGUAUUGGCUCAACACCCCCUUCCUAUUCAUCUUCUUCACUGCGAUCCAGUUAUGUCCCACGUGCUCGAAGCAGCCUCAGCACCAGUAGCACGGCUACGUAUACUUCACCCUCUCUGGCAGAGAAACGACAGUCAUGGCGCGCUUCCCUACUCGACCUCACCGACAGCUCCGCAGGUGAAUCAGCAAGCGGUAAGGAUUUGCCAUCACGCAUCUCCACUUCAUCGUACAGCCGAUCCUCGGAUGUGAAUUCGAUAUCCGCUUACGGAACACUGCCAAAGCGGAGAACGUAUACACGGGAAGAAUCUCUCGAUCGAGCACGAGAAAUCUUGGCCAAAAGCUCUGGACAGCCAUAUAAAAAAGAAACCGAGAGUAGGCUGACCACGAUAACCGCGCCGCCGGUAUCGCUUUCAGCCAGCGGCUUGCGACCCAGGCGGGAGUCAUCUGCGCCGCCCGUUCACCUGAACCAACAGGACCGUGACAGCGGCAUUGAGUCGUUAGCGUCUUCAAGGACAUCUAGUUAUGAUCGCUCCAGCAGUCUGUCCGGAAUUUCGACGGGGUCAUCGCACAGCCGACGCUUGGAUGGCGUAACAUCUGCUUAUGCGAGUCAGCUGUCGUCACGCGAUGUAUCGCCUGUUCGUGGUGCCCGAACGCCCGAGUUAAUACCAUACGGAAUGCAUCGAGAAAAGACGCCAGACAUACCAGCAGAUUCUGAAAUUCCUGGAGAUUCCAAAAAGUCAGCCAGCGACUCCGUGGAAAACAAAGAAAAUAUCAUCGACAGCAAUCUAAGCGACACAAGCCGAAAAUACCGCACACCGCUACGGAGCUCAAUAUACAGUGAUCGGUCUUCAGUACUAAAUGGCGAGCACAGUGGCGGUUACUCUGCCUACUCGCGCGAUUACACUUCACCGUCUCUGUAUUCCUCCUAUCGUCGUGAUAGUAGAGGAAGGUUGACAGAACUUUCACGGAACACCGAUGCGCCAUUGAACGCGAGUGAAAAUGGUGGAGAAACGGGGGAUAACGAAGACCGUGGAUAUCGAAGCAAUGCUUACUCUUACACCCGCUCCCGAUCACCUUUAUCCAGAAGACUGCAGUCGGCACGCAAGAGCAUCACGGUCGAUGAAUCGGAUCGAGCCGGACUAAUUGGUCUGAAAAAUAUUGGCAACACUUGUUUCAUGAACUCCAUCCUGCAGUGCUUAAGCAACACUAAAGAUCUAAGGGACUACUGUAUGUCUGGAGAAUUCCAGUCCGAACUAUGCUCGACAUCCACGCAUAAAGAAAGCCCGCUUAUUUCUGCUUUCGCAACUGUAAUGGAGGCCCUUUGGAAGAAAGGCUCGAGUUAUUCAAGUGUCAACGCUUAUGAUCCCGAUCGUUUCCACAGAAAAAUCCAGCAAUACGCACCGCGCUUUGCCGGCUACUUGCAACAAGAUGCCCAAGAGUUUUUAAGAUAUCUUCUGGAAGGCCUCCACGAAGAUGUAAACCGUGUUACCGGUAAACCCAAACCUGAGACUCAGGAUAUCCCGGAUCAUUACACCGAUGUGCAGAAAUACGCGGAAGCAUGGAAACGGUAUCUACGACGGGACAACAGUAAAUUAGUUGAUUUAUUUGUGGGCCAACUGAAAAGCUCCUUGGUUUGUGAUACAUGCGGGCACUGCUCGGUGACCUUUGAUCCCUUCUGGGAUCUGGCGCUUCCCAUACCGGAUUACCGCAGUUCAGCAUUGGGCGACAGUAACGUAUACGACUGUCUAAAGUUGUUUACUAAGAAGGAGAUACUGGAUGGCGACGAGCGACCGAACUGCGAACGAUGCAAAUCCCGGCAGCGCUGCACCAAAUUCUUCACGAUUCAACGCUUUCCCAAAUACCUUGUGAUCCAUCUGAAACGCUUCUCCCAGGAGCGCUACCGAGCCAAGAUAUCCAGUUUGGUCGAGUAUCCUGUUGAUGGCCUGGAUCUUUCUCCGUUUGCAGCUGAUUCCUACGCGGGUCCGAGGCCGUCGUUUAGCUUGUACGCAGUAUCCUGUCAUGCUGGCAGUACACACUGCGGCCAUUAUACGGCGUAUUGCAAACAACCCGGCACUGGAAACUGGAGCGAAUACAAUGAUUCUCGGGUUAGCAAUGCGUCAGCGAAGGACGCCAUCACUCCAGAUGCUUACGUUCUGUUUUACGAGAUGGGUCACUAAUCGUAUGCUUCUUGAACACAAAGUACGAUUCUGUUGUGUCAUGCUAGCGCAGGAGAAUUUGAACAUUAACUUAAUUUCAGAAUAAUGGCGGCCGCAAAUUUAUUGGUACUAAUCAAUGGUUAUCGGCAUUCCAGUGUGCAGGCACAUAACAAAAAAUAUAACUAUUAGAACUCCACCUUUUAUCGAUCGUCUUACUGUUGAGCCCAUAUAUUGAUUCUUGGAUUUGUACCUAUAAA
Molecule: messenger RNA, 2969 nt
Organism: Paramacrobiotus metropolitanus
Lineage: Eukaryota; Metazoa; Tardigrada; Eutardigrada; Parachela; Macrobiotidae
Product: ubiquitin carboxyl-terminal hydrolase 2-like
Exons: 10
Coding region: 394-2733 (779 amino acids)
Biological process (GO): protein deubiquitination
Cellular component (GO): cytoplasm
Molecular function (GO): cysteine-type deubiquitinase activity
Source: RefSeq, a predicted model, not a curated record